Prosopis cineraria is the source of this 1739-nucleotide messenger RNA. RefSeq names its product cyclin-C1-2-like. Bases 604 to 1365 code for a protein of 253 amino acids. The record is from RefSeq and is a predicted model, not a curated record. NCBI's taxonomy places the organism in Eukaryota, Viridiplantae, Streptophyta, Magnoliopsida, Fabales, Fabaceae. Gene Ontology annotation, cellular component: mediator complex; nucleus. The transcript has 10 exons. Gene Ontology annotation, biological process: positive regulation of transcription by RNA polymerase II. Gene Ontology annotation, molecular function: cyclin-dependent protein serine/threonine kinase regulator activity.
CAUAAGAGAAGGAAACUAAUGAAUAGAAUAGAGGAAGUGGAAGAACAAUCAACGCCCUCACUUAUCAGAAUCUUAUUUGCCUCCGCCGUAAUAAAUUGCUCAAAAAACUCUUGGAAGCUCCGAAAUAGGCUUAGCUUUCAAGAGAACUGAUUGGAUACUUUAGAUGAUUUUUGCAGAUCAAUUCAUCUAACUAGGAAAGAGAGAGAAGAGAGGUUAAAUGAAGUAGAAAUGGAAGCCAAGGGUGCGCCUGAUGAGCUUAGAAUUCACAUACAAUGAUACAAAACAAAACUGUCACCGUUAUGUCGUCGGAGAAGCGCCUCCUCACUCCUCCGUCGAUCUCCUUCAAGUCUGAGUAUCUCAUCUCUCAAUCUGACUCUUUCUCUGCGCUUCCUCUGAUCUGAUCUGUUUGGUGAACCCGAUCGAGUUUAUUCUUCUACCGUGUGCUUCAACUUGUUGCAGUGCUUCCUUGGAGGGAACGAUGUGUUUCGUCGGACUUCUUGUCUUCUUGACGGUUGUGGCGAGGAACGACGGGAACUACGCCUUCCACGAUGCCUUUCUAUCCUCAUUUCCUCAUACCGCGUUUCUAUAAUUUCUGCGGAAGAAAUGGCUACCAACUUUUGGACAUCGUCUCAUUAUAAGCAGCUUGUAGACCAAGAAGAUGUGGAUAGGGUAAACCCACUCGACAAGGAAAAGGGUAUCACACUUGAGGAUUUUAAGCUCAUAAAGAUGCACAUGGCUAAUUAUAUCUCAAAAUUGGCUCAAAAUGUUAAAGUUAGGCAGAGGGUUGUUGCUACUGCAGUUACAUACAUGAGACGUGUUUACACAAGAAAGAGUAUGAGUGAGUAUGAUCCACGUCUGGUGGCUCCAACCUGCUUGUACCUGGCAUCAAAAGCAGAAGAAAGCACAGUGCAGGCUAGGUUGCUUGUAUUUUACAUUAAAAAAUUAUAUUCUGAUGACAAGUACCGAUUUGAGAUCAAGGACAUACUUGAAAUGGAAAUGAAGAUUUUGGAGGCACUUAACUAUUACUUGGUUGUUUUCCACCCUUAUCGUUCAUUGUCUCAGUUGCUCCAGGAUGCUGGGUUGAAUGAUAUCAGCAUGACUCAAAUAACAUGGGGACUUAUAAAUGACACCUACAAGAUGGACCUAAUUCUUGUGCAUCCUCCACAUCUGAUUGCUUUAGCAUGCUUAUACAUUGCUAGUGUGCUCAGGGAGAAAGACACCACUGCUUGGUUUGAAGAACUUCGUGUUGAUAUGAAUGUGGUGAAAAAUAUAUCAAUGGAGAUUCUUGAUUUCUAUGAAAGCAAUCGAAUGUUCACAGACGAGAGGAUCAAUGCUGCUCUCAACAAGCUGGGCUCCAGGUCUUAAAAGCUGUGUCUUCUUUAGUUGAGUUAUUAAUAAUAAAUCAUGUGGAAGGAAAAUCUAAUCCCAGAGCUAUGCACAAUUCUUUGCCAUAGCUUCCUCUACAUAAAAGGUCAUCUUCUAGUGAACUUUCAAGGGCAUGUUAUGCUUUAGAACAUUCUCUGAAAGUCAUCACUAGUGAGCUCAAAAUGAUUAAAUGUGAGACCACAGAUUACUGGAUUGGUUUUAACUUGUAGAAAGCCAGAAAUAGAAUGUCAGUGAUCUGUGACUUUCAUUUCAUUCAAGCUGAAGCGUGUUGUUUUGUUAGAGAAUUAUAUGUGGGAUCUUAUGUAUUGCAUGAAGUUAAAGGAAUGAAUAGACUAUUUUAUAAUUUUUGAACA